AUGUCAUCUGGAAUUACGCCAAUUAUAGCAACACCACAAACAUUAGGACACGUAGGAUUAGAUAAUAUAGGUAAUACAUGCUAUAUCAACUCUUCUCUUCAAGUUUUAGCGCACACAGAAUUAUUAUUUCAGUAUUUCGAGUCCGGAUUAUGGCGGAGAGAGUUAAAUGAGCAGAAUCCGAAAGGAACAGGUGGAAUCGUUGCUCAUCAGUUCGCGCAAUUGAUAAAUGACAUCUGGACAAAGAAACAAAAAGUUAUUUCCCCGUAUGACUUGAAAAACUCGAUAGGAAAAUUCCAUCCACAAUUUAAUAACAGCCAACAACAGGAUUCGCAGGAAUUUUUGCUUUGUUUAUUGUCAGAUUUGAGUGGAGAUUUAAAUCGAGUUACAAAAAGGUGCUACAUCGAAGGAGUUGUUGGUGAUGGCACGAAUGAUAAUGAAACAGCAGAUUUGGCAUGGAAAAGGCAUAAACUUCUGUUUGAUUCUGCUAUUGUUGAUAUAUUUCAUGGACAAUUACGAACAGAAGUGAAAUGCGAUGAAUGCGGAAACAAGAAAGUUGUUUUUGAUGCUUAUUCUUCACUUUCUAUCCCGAUUUCGAAGACAAAUCUCGAAACAAUCAGAUAUAUGUACAUUCCCGCUGAUCUUAAGCGGCCAAGAUACAUUGUAAAGAUAUUAGUAAGUGAAGAUUAA
Trichomonas vaginalis G3 is the source of this 687-nucleotide messenger RNA. RefSeq names its product ubiquitinyl hydrolase protein. Gene Ontology annotation, molecular function: cysteine-type deubiquitinase activity. NCBI's taxonomy places the organism in Eukaryota, Parabasalia, Trichomonadida, Trichomonadidae. The record is from RefSeq and is a predicted model, not a curated record. Gene Ontology annotation, biological process: protein deubiquitination. The transcript has a single exon. Bases 1 to 687 code for a protein of 228 amino acids.